This is a messenger RNA of Arabis nemorensis, 1503 nucleotides long. The record is from the annotation of a GenBank genome assembly. Lineage: Eukaryota; Viridiplantae; Streptophyta; Magnoliopsida; Brassicales; Brassicaceae.
AUGGCGGAUUCUCAUUCUCUCAACAAUCAGCUCUCGAGACACACUUCUAUCUUUGGUUUGCGUUUAUGGGUCGUUCUCGGCGUUUGCGUUGGAGCCGCGAUUGUUCUUUUGCUGUUUCUCAUUUCUCUCUGGUUCAUUUACAGACGAAGCAAUAGCAACAACAACAACAAAUCUCUUGAUUCUUCGUCAAAAUCGAAUCAUACAAUCGUCCCUGUUGUUUCCAAGGAGAUUCAAGAGAUUCGGGUCGACCCAUCUCGACCUAAUUUCAACCCAAUUCAACCCGACCCAUCACCGGAGACAAACCAACACCACCAAGCUUCGGCUAGAGAAGACGACACGAAAAUCCACAUCGAAAUCGGAAAAGAUCACCGGAUUUCGUACCCGGAGAGAGGAGGUUGGACUGGUUCCGGGUCAGGUUCCGGGUCGGGUGAUCAGGGUUUAUCGGGUCCUGAGGUUUCUCAUUUAGGUUGGGGACAUUGGUACACGUUGAGAGAGCUUGAGGUUUCUACGAAUGGAUUCUCCGACGAGAAUGUGAUCGGACAAGGAGGUUAUGGGAUUGUGUAUAGAGGUGUUCUUGAGGAUAAAUCAAUGGUGGCUGUAAAGAAUCUGCUAAACAACAGAGGACAAGCUGAGAAAGAAUUCAAAGUCGAAGUCGAAGCGAUUGGAAGAGUGAGACACAAGAAUCUGGUGAGAUUGCUUGGUUAUUGUGUUGAAGGAGCUCAUAGAAUGUUAGUUUAUGAAUAUGUUGAUAAUGGUAACUUAGAACAAUGGCUUCACGGUGAUGGGUUAGGUUUAAAGAGUCCUCUUACUUGGGAUAUUAGAAUGAACAUUGUUCUUGGAACAGCUAAAGGGUUAAUGUAUUUACACGAAGGUCUUGAGCCUAAAGUUGUUCACCGCGAUAUCAAAUCGAGUAAUAUCUUGCUUGACAAGCAAUGGAACGCUAAAGUUUCAGACUUUGGCUUAGCUAAGCUCUUGGGUUCAGAGAUGAGCUAUGUGACGACUCGUGUGAUGGGUACAUUCGGGUAUGUAGCUCCUGAGUAUGCGAGUACCGGGAUGUUGAAUGAGAGGAGCGAUGUUUAUAGCUUUGGUGUUCUUGUUAUGGAGAUGAUUUCAGGGAGGAGUCCUGUGGAUUAUAGCAGGCCUCCGGGAGAAGUGAAUCUUGUGGAAUGGUUGAAGAGAAUGGUGACGAAUCGAGAGGCGGAAGGAGUUUUGGAUCCAAGGUUGAUUGAGAAACCGUCGUUGAGGUCAUUGAAGCGUACUCUUUUGGUAGCUUUAAGAUGUGUUGAUCCUAAUGCUCAAAAGAGACCAAAGAUGGGUCAUAUCAUUCACAUGCUUGAAGCUGAGGACUUAAUCUCUAGAGAUGAUCGGAGAAACUCCGGAGGAGGAGGAGGAAUAGAUCCCGGAAGGUCACCGCGGAAGUCGAAGGUGAAUGAAACAGAGAGUGAGAGUGGUGAUUCUCUGAUCAACAAUGACCAGUUAGCUAUGGAGAAGGAGAAUCAGUAA